AAACAAACCAGUGUUAUGGAAUAUUACCCAAAGGUAAGAAAUGUGAGCGCGGUUGCGUCACAGUAGUCCGUCAAAGAUCCAGUGUCCACACUUCACGGGCAGAAGUAAACAGUGACGUCACGAAGCGUCAUCGAGGCGAUAAAAAGUCGAUUUUAUUCGCACAAGUUCGGCCAGCUGACUGCGUCCCCCUCCCCGCACGCCGACGCUGCACGCACUGAAUUUUCAGUGUGGCGAGAUUUCAGGGCGAGGGAGACAGGUAUAGGGGGAACGGUGCGAGGGAAAGAGACGAGGGUAUGAGCGCGCGCGGCUGGGCCCGGCGCGGUGGGCGGGCGUGCUCCGGAUGAUGUAUAGAGUGGUGGAGUUAGGUUCAAAUUGGUCCGGGAAGUGGCCGAGAUUAGAGCCAGCGCGGGCCGCAACGCGCCGCGUACGUAAGCCCACUUAAGACUGUUUUUAAUACUAGUAUUUUUUACGCGAUCCCGACAGGAUUUAGCGGAUAAGCGACGUCGCCGCGAUCGUGCGCUUUGAUUUAUCGGUAUCGGAUUCGUAUUUGGUUUGUUCUCUGGUGUAUACGGUAGUGGGUGACGGGCGUGCGCGUGGUCGUCUAAUCCGCGGCUUGUACCAGAUUAUGACGGAUAUCAUCGGAUUGCGUGUACACAAACUGUGAGGACCCGUCCAGCUCGCCAGCAUCACCUGUCCGCGCCAUCUCUCAUAUUUGUCUUGGUUACAAGAAUGUGGAAACGCGCGUGAUCCGUGAACCGAUCACCUGCGCGCGCGCUUCUUUCGACCACCGUCAGAACAGGCAUCAUCAUUCACCUCCGGGUGUACAAAGAGGCGCUAGCGGCCGGAAUGGAGCCGCUAAGCGAGAACGGGCUCUGUCUAUCCGAGCUCGAGCUGCACGGAGGGGGUCACUUGCACGAGUCCGUGGCCGCGUCCGUGGGCUCUGCGAUCUCAAGCCUCAUGGCCCCCUUGCAUCAUGAGCCCCAACACACACCCCUCCAUCACGCACCGCCGCUGCAUCACGAACCGCUUGAAAAGCUCAAAUUAUGGGCAGAGACUGGCGAGUUCCGGGAUAGUGGCCACUCAUCAUUGGCGUCAGUUGGAUCAGGAGUUGAGCAGUCAUCACUCUACGCGCCACCACGACCUAGACGCGACAGGAAACCCACUGACGACAGUGAGUAUUUUUGCAAUCGUCCGCUAACGUCGGAGCCGACGAUAAAGACGGAGUCAACGACUCCGGGGGUCGGGCCCGACGAGCCUUCGAUGGACGACAAGGGUGACAAGAAAAACAAGAGACAGCGCCGCCAGAGAACACAUUUCACCAGCCAACAGCUGCAAGAACUUGAAGCCACCUUCGCAAGAAACCGCUACCCAGACAUGUCCACGCGCGAGGAGAUCGCCAUGUGGACCAACCUCACGGAAGCGAGAGUUAGGGUGUGGUUCAAAAACCGGAGAGCUAAAUGGCGGAAACGGGAAAGAAACGCCAUGAACGCUGCAGCUGCCGCCGCUGCAGACUUUAAGAACGGUUUCAGCACGCAGUUCAACGGCCUAAUGCAGCCCUUCCCCGACACUGACGCGCUGUACUCGUCGUAUCCAUACAACAACUGGGCUGCUAAAGUGCCAAGCCCUCUCGGCACUAAGAGUUUCCCAUGGCCAGUAAACCCGCUAGGCUCAGUGGUACCCGCGAGCCAUCACCAGGGCUCUGUGAACUGCUUCAACACCGCGACAUCAAUGGGUGGUGUCGGUGGUGGCGGCAUGGGUGGCGUGGCGGGUACGGGUGGAGUGGCUGGUGGCGUGGCGCCGUGUCCGUACACGCCGCCCAACCCGUACAGCAUGUACCGCGCGGAGCCGUGCGCUGCGAUGUCAUCGUCGAUUGCGUCGCUGCGGUUGAAGGCCAAGCAGCAUUCAUCAGGGUUCGGUGGUGGGUACGGCGGAGUGUCGCCGGUGUCGCGCGCUGGCUCGGCGCCCCUGUCGGCGUGCCAGUACGCGGGUGGCGUGGCGGAGCGGCUCUGAGAGGAGGCGCGGGGGCGCGACGAGCGCGAGGGUGCCGUGCUGGCGCGCGCCUCCUAGUCGCCGCCCGCGCCGCGCCCGCCGCCCCUGUACUCGCACCUGUGGGACUGGUUCGACUGACGCGCGCGCAGCCUGCGCCCCGCACCUGUGCUGGUGCUGGACGUUACUUACGAUACCUCGGGCAAUAAAACAUUACGAUGUCGUUCUAAACUUAUUGUAAAUAUGUAGUUAUGUAUGUACGUAUACCAAAGCGAUGUGUGCAAUUUUUACAAGCUUACGAUGUACUUAGGUUAUGUAAUGUAAGUGUUUUAGCUUAAAAUCGAAAAUGUAAAUAUAUAAACUUGAUAACUUAUUAAAGACGAAACAAUGAGCAUUUGAGUAAUAGUGAAAUUAUAGCAAUUGUAAGACUUUGUUCCAAAGUGUCAGUGUUUUGUGUUAUACUUAUUGCAGAGGUGAUGUUGGUACUGUAUGCUCCCCUCUCCACUUGAUACAUUAUCGCGCUACGCAUUUAACACAUGCAUAUCAAAACAUAUAUCAGUAAAGUAAAAACAA
Molecule: messenger RNA, 2559 nt
Organism: Spodoptera exigua (beet armyworm)
Lineage: Eukaryota; Metazoa; Arthropoda; Insecta; Lepidoptera; Noctuidae
Source: the annotation of a GenBank genome assembly